This is a messenger RNA of Lytechinus variegatus (green sea urchin), 3999 nucleotides long. Its product is annotated as potassium voltage-gated channel subfamily KQT member 1-like. NCBI's taxonomy places the organism in Eukaryota, Metazoa, Echinodermata, Echinoidea, Temnopleuroida, Toxopneustidae. The record is from RefSeq and is a predicted model, not a curated record. The coding region runs from base 2 to 1735 and encodes 577 amino acids. Gene Ontology annotation, molecular function: voltage-gated potassium channel activity. The transcript is spliced from 13 exons. Gene Ontology annotation, biological process: transmembrane transport; potassium ion transport. Gene Ontology annotation, cellular component: membrane.
AAUGGUGCUAGUAUGUCUAAUAUUCAGUGUAUUAUCAACUAUAGAAUCAUACUCAAAGAGGUUUGAGGAAACGCUUUUUUAUAUGGAAAUAUUCCUGGUGGUUUUCUUCAGCUGCGAGUACGUGGUUCGUCUCUGGUCGGCAGGCUGCAGGCAGCAAUACCAAGGCCUUAGGGGGCGCCUCCGCUUCGCAAGAAAACCGAUUCUUAUCAUAGAUCUUAUUGUAGUAAUUUCUUCUACUGCCGUAAUGUGCUUUGGAUCCGAAGGACAAGUAUUUGCUGCAUCAGCAAUCAGGGGUGUACGUUUUCUUCAAAUUCUUCGUAUGUUACACAUAGACAGGCAAGGAGGAACAUGGAGACUCCUUGGAUCAGUAGUAUUUAUUCAUCGGCAGGAGCUGAUAACCACUUUAUACAUAGGCUUCCUAGGACUUAUAUUUACCUCAUAUUUUGUUUACUUGGCGGAGAAGGAUCACAUAGAUGCAAAGGGUAUUUGUCAGUUUGAGACCUACGCAGACGCUUUAUGGUGGGGUGUGGUAACCGUGACGACCAUAGGCUACGGAGACAAAGUCCCCAAUACUUGGCUAGGCAAGAUGAUUGCGUCCUGCUUCUCCAUAUUUGCAAUUUCUUUCUUUGCUUUACCAGCGGGUAUUUUAGGUUCUGGGUUUGCUUUAAAGGUACAGCACAAGCAAAGGCAAAAACAUUUCAGUCGUCAGAUUCCUGCUGCUGCCACCCUUAUACAGUGUGCCUGGAGGCUAUAUGCAUCAAAUCAGGAAGGCUUUAAAUCCGAAGCCACAUGGAAAAUCCACUUAGCGCCCCCUACGCCCAGCUUGCAACAAUCCGUGCCUAACCAAAUAUCAGGGGUCGUGAACUCUGUCAAACCUCACCUCGCGUUGAAGCGGCGGAAAAGCUCCAAGCUAAGCCUCAAGGAGGCGCUCCUGCCUACCACGCUCCUCGAACUGUGCGAGCAGCCGACGUCGGCUCCGAACCAGAAUUCAAAUUCCAAUGCCUCCUCACCGCCGGCGGAUAAGAUAUCGCCGUUAAUCGCCGGUGGGGUUGCCUGUAACUUGGCUGGAUCGGUUGCGGUGGCGGCAGCGGGUGCCGGCGGUGACAUGGUUUGCUACAUGGAAGAACCAACUGCAGGAAACCCCAAUAGGAAAAGAGCGGUAGAGUUGUCGGUCUCGGACAGCUCGCAGAAAACGAUGAGAAUGGGAGAUAUUAUUUGCCUUGAUGCCCACGACGAGAGUGAUAACUAUAGCCUUCCCUAUGUGCCUGAAACAAUAACCACACUCACAGAUGCCCAUAAAAAUGCAAUUCGUGCAAUAAGAAAAAUUAGGUAUUAUGUCGCAAGGAGAAAAUUCCAGCAAGCAAGAAAACCAUACGAUGUCAGAGAUGUCAUAGAGCAAUACUCACAGGGCCACCUAAACAUGAUGGUCCGAAUCAAAGAACUACAGAGAAGAAUCGAUACUACGUUAGGAAAACCAGGAUCAAUGCUUUUUGGAGACAGAAAGCGGCAAACAGUUGUUGCAAGAGUUGCUGUAGUAGAACAAAAUAUGCAAUUGAUGGAUCGGAAGCUGGACAAGUGCAUGCAACUCUUGAAUAUCCUGGUUGACCGAACCACACCACAACCCGUGAGGAGACCAAAGCCUUCCAGUAAGACGACAACGUCUUCAUCUUCCUCAGAGGACGAAGAUGAGGAGGAUAGUUCUAGACGGGCAGCGAGUGGUAGCACUGAUACGUAAAGGGAGAUGUCUUCAAUGUCCCGGAUAGGCAGUGUCUCAGGUUUUGCAGUUGGGCCAUUCCAUACGUACAUAUUCCAAUGGAGUGCCUCAUUACUUGCAGAUGUUGUCUUCAAGGAAAAUGGCUUGAAGGUUGCAGCUAGACAGAAGCUCAGGUUGAACAGGAUGGGAUGUACUUGUCAAAAAGUAGAUCAUCAGUGAAGAUCACUGUAACUCCAGCUCUUGCAGUUGCUGUCGUCAAGGAAAAUAGCGUGAUGGAAACAGCUAGACAGAAGCUUAGGUUUAUACCACUCAAAGCUGUUAAGUGAAGUUUGGUCAGUUUGGUCCCAUUUUCCAGAUACUGUCUUUGAGGAGAGUCGCUCGAGGGUUCCUGUUAGAUGGUGGCUCAAGUGAAGAUCAGUUGGGUCCCAUCUCUUGCAGAUGCUACCUUUGUGAGGAAAAUGGCGUAAAGGUUGCAGCUAGACCAUAGCCAGAGUUUUCCAGAUCGGUGUACUACCAUAGCUGUCUGGUGAAGAUCGCUUGGGUCCCAUCUCUUGCUGAUACUGUCUUUGAGGAAAAUGGCUUGAAGGUCACAAUAACUCAGUAUCUCACUUUUUGCUGUUGGAUUAUGUUCCAUCCAUAUCUGUCUGGCGAAGAUUGGUCGCAUCCAAUCUUCUGACGCUCUCUUCAAGGAAGGCAUGGGUGUCACUGUUGAGCAGUGGGGUGGGCUUUACGGAUAGUGCUGUAUCGGUAUCUGGUAAAGAUCAUAAUUCUUUCUGAUGCUAUUAUCUGUGAAAACUCAUGUUGCCUAUCAAAGGAGAUCAAGUAUUAACACCAAUGUCUAGAUAGAUGGAAACAUGCACAGUACUUAAUCCAUGCACCUCCAGAAGCACUUCACAUUCCAAAAGAAUAGCGACUGCUCAACAGUCAGUUGCUGUUGGCUGCAGGAUGACCUUGUGAAUUGCUGCUAUCUCCCAUCCUUGAUCGUGUCAAGACAGAAAGCUUUUGGAGUACAAGAAUCAUAUCAGUACACCGCUAGAGAAGUUUGUUGUUUGACAGCAACCAAAUAAAUGAUAAGUAGAUAGUAAGCUUCAUGUAUGCAUUAUUACAGAGUCUCACAUUCAAAUAAAAGAUCUUCAUGGCCUUAGCAUUGCAUGAGGGUAUGUGUAAAUAAAGCCCCAUCUUAUCACUAUCACUAAGUUUUACAUUCCACUUCAGCAUAAACCAAGAAAUUGAGAAUGUAGGGAAUCUGCAGAGAGAGAGAGGCUGAGCAGAAUUCCUACCGAAAGAUGCAGUGUAGACUUUGUCAUGACACCUUAAAAGCUUCAGUGCAGGCACUGAUAAAGGCCAGGGUUUUUCAAGGAUGUAGCUGCCAAAGCCCAUAGCCACUUGAAGACUACAAAACGUGUUCCUGCUGCAUUCGCUCCUAUCUCGAUGUCUCUGAACACAUAAUGUAGGGUUCUUUUGUGGCAAGAGUUGUUGCAACGUGAGCUGGCAUAUAUGAUGUAGGUUAAUAUGGAAACUACUGCCUUUGGCUCCUUGUCCUUUUUUGGUGGCAGCGGUGGGAUGAUUACAUAGUGGGUAGUGUGACCAGGGCAGUGUAACAUGAAGCAUCUUGUCAAGGAUAUUAACUCACAAAUUUGCCCUGAGCCAAUCAGAUGCAAGGAUUUCAGUAGUUUAUAACACUUGUCAGUGAAAAUCAUUGACUGUAGAAUUCAGCAAGAUAGCCACUAAAGUUUUGUCAAGAAACAUAUGCAGUUUGGAAUAAUACAACGUUCUUCAUCAAAUUCAAACUAAGUGUUUGAUCAUGUUUUCAAAAUGUGUCAUAACUAUACCAUGACAAUCAGCUUUAUUUUUCAUUAUUCUCAACAACAAAAUUAUGGAUGAAAUUGUGAUCAAACUUACUUGGUGUAAUUGAUUAACAAUGAAUCCAUCAAAGUUCAUGUACAUGCAGGCCAGCUGUCCAGCAUUUCCAAAAAAGGUACAUAUUUCUUUUAAAAAUAUUGAGUCAUAUCAGCCUACCAUUUAUAUUCAAUCUAUGUAUCAAUUUAUAUCAAAUAUGCAAAUACAUGUACAAGAUACUUAUACAAAUAGUUGUACUGCAUAAGAUGUGUGGGCUUAUGGAGAGUUUUUCUUUUUUUGCAAAACAUAAAUGAUAUACUUUACAUUAAAUACUGUGGAGAGAAUUUUCUUACAAAAGGAUAAGACAGUGGUGGUUCUAAAUAAAAUGGUUUGACUUUCAUUGUAUUUGUUUAACAAUCAGAGAUGACUAAGACCACAUUUCUACA